CCUCUAAAACUGGAGGAAGAUCCAGACCAUAGAAUUUCUCUCACGGAAUAAUUAUUAGAAAGAUGUGUUAAUUUUAUUCCCUUUUACUAGAUCUACAUCAAUGCAAUAACACGCUUGCAUAGGUCCACAUCUAGAUCUAGUAUUUAUUUUUUACAUCAAUCAUACAUUUCUAGAUCUACUUUUAGAAUUAGUAAUAGUAAUUAGUAGUACCUAAUCUAGUUCUAGUUUGUAGACUCAGUAUCGAGAUUCUAGAUCUAGAAUAAUAUUAAAACAAAGUUGGGGCAUCAUAUAUGUAUGGUAUAAUAGGUAAGACUUAGUCUGCAGAGUAAAUCCUCAGUCCAGGAUACAAAUAAAUAUGGAUUUAGUGCUUUGUAAAGGAUUUAUCAUCGCAAAACCAUCUUCAUGUUCAGAAAGACAUCUUGUAACGGGGCUGCUCUGAUAACACAGAAGACGUUAACAAAAUGAUGGUUCAACACAUAAUGGAUACUAUACUCAUUUUCGCCUUGGCAUUGACUGAAGUCCUGGCUCAGAGAUCAAUAAUCAACAAAGAUAGGUUCGACGUCAACGGCACUUUCUUCCUGGAGUGUGACAUGGACAAAUUUAACGUCUUCUCAAAACAUCGUUCGAUUGUGGAACUGGCCAUAGAGAGGAAGCUAUUUGGUCAGUUUCACUACGAACUAAUGGCCAAAUCAAUUCUAUUUCCAACCAGUGUGUCCGAGCAGAAACAGCAGUAUAUUCCUAGUGGACGUCAAUGGAACGUUGAAUUUUACGGGAUAUGGGAUAGAGACAACUUUGACACCAUCAAAGUAACAAUAGACGUCCGUGAUGCCAGCUGUGAGGAUGUCGGUGAAUACAGGUGUUACUACCUUCACAGCGAAAGUCUAGACUUCUACCACACGAAGGAAUUCCCUCUGACAUUGAACCAGCCUAUAACCAAUCACAUUAUUACUCUUGAACCACGCAAUUCUAACAAUACAAAUGUGAAUUCGGCAAUUUUCGAAGUGGGACGCAACGUCAAAUUGAGCUGCUCUUUCGAAGGCGCACCGAUGAUAGUCAGUGACUGGUCGUUUAUUAAGUACUCUUCGGGACCACAGAAGAAUGCCAUCCUCUCAUUGCCGGCAGUCGCUGUAGCCACGUACGACGGGUGCAUCAGGUAUGCGUACAGGAACAAGCUGAUCUUCUCUGUCUCGCCCUUCUUCUACGGCGUCAGGUACACGUGCUCUGUGUUUUAUGAGAGCAGAGUUCUGAGCUAUGCAGACUUCAUCAUAUACGCCACGACAUUCGCUAGCUCCAGGAAUGAAGGUGAAUCAGCAGUUUAUUUACAUUCACUGAAUUGUGUGACAAUAUUUGCUUUUAUCACUAUGUUGACAUGUCAUUGAUAUGUCAGUUGUGAAACAUAUCUAGUGAAUAAAGACAUUUAAAAUACAACGGGCUUGUUUCUUGUAACAGAAUACAUUAAAAUGCCAUUGGUUUGUAAAAUGUUUCGCAUGUCCUUUCUGAGUCGAAGAUAAUUUACUUCCUAGUCCAAAACUCACACAUGACUACUGGGGAUGGGAGCGGGCAGGGUUUGAACCCGGGACCUUCAAUAAGUCCGAACGACAGUCCAGUGCGCA
This is a messenger RNA of Biomphalaria glabrata, 1613 nucleotides long. RefSeq lists its product as uncharacterized. The transcript has 10 exons. The coding region runs from base 462 to 1379 and encodes 305 amino acids. The record is from RefSeq and is a predicted model, not a curated record. Lineage: Eukaryota; Metazoa; Mollusca; Gastropoda; Planorbidae.